AUGGACUCAACCUACGAGUUCGAAGCCCCGCCCACUUUUCACCCCAACAUCAGACCGGUUUCCCUUCCAGUCGAGGAUGAUGACCUAUUGUUUGCGGCCAUGGCUUUCGGCAUGUUCAACGGGACAAUGAUCCUCUCUUUCUCACAAGCCCCACUGAAGAUGGUUCAGCCACAAGUUACCCGUGUCACGCCUGAAGAAGACGAGGAAGACGGCGGGACGGGAGAUCAUGAUAUGUCCUGGCUUUGGGAUAUGUGGAUGGAAAAAUACAACACGAAAAGAGUCACCAGGGAUGCUCUCGGCGUCAUGGAAAGGCCUACUAUCUUCGCGGGAGUAUCACGAGAGAAGCAGAGUUGGCGACUGCUCACCAGACGCAAGCCGAACCCCUCUCGGCGGCUUUAUUUCUGCUCAAAAGGGUACGCGGAGGGGUCUAGGGUUGCCAAGGCACUCAAAGGAUUCCUCGAUUUCAACGAGUCUUGCACCAGGCUUAGAGGCCUCAUCAGAUCGGAAUUUUCUGGAGCGUCUUUGCAUAGUGUGCCACUUGAGGGUUUAAAUGUGCGAGACUAG
Messenger RNA from Colletotrichum orchidophilum, 564 nucleotides. RefSeq lists its product as uncharacterized. NCBI's taxonomy places the organism in Eukaryota, Fungi, Ascomycota, Sordariomycetes, Glomerellales, Glomerellaceae. The transcript has a single exon. The coding region runs from base 1 to 564 and encodes 187 amino acids. The record is from RefSeq and is a predicted model, not a curated record.